ACGUGCCAUGUGUUGCCCUGACAACAACACCUUCGUCGAUGGAGUGGGGUGUGUCAGUGGGUCAUGUGCUGACACCUGUCCUCCUGCCGAGGCUAAUUACACUGCAGAUCCAUGUGAGUUCGCCCCCUCCAACGACGGACCUGAGUUCUACAUGGAGACAGUUCCAGGGUUUGGUCUCAUCAGGAGGGACUGUCCCCUUGGAACCAACUUCAACAACGUCACUUGCGGCUGCCACGACGUCGUCGGCGUUCCUUCGUCUCAAUUGUGUCCCAUGAAGGCUGACAUCUACUACGACAACGUCACCACCGCAUUCGUCGACAACUCCACCAACAACGCCUGGAUCCAGGUCAACAACGUCGCCCUUGGCAACCAACCGGUGUUUUCCGGUUCCAGCAGUCUGGUUGUUUUCGCUCUGGCUGGGGUCACCUAUGGCUCCAAUCUGGAAAUCGACACUGUCUUCUCUGUCAACCCUUCCUCCCCCAUCAACGACCAGAUUGUCCUCCAGAACGGCAAAUGUGGCGAGAACGGACCUUCCUUCAUGCUGUACGUCAACGACGUCCCUGGCAACGCCUCUAUCAUGGACGUGACCUUCACCCUUCAAACUGGCAACUCUGUCGUUGAGAUCAACUCAACCCUGACCGUCGAUAAAACCACCACAGUGAGAGUUGAAGUCAUGUACCCAUCUCGCAGCAACAGCAGCACCUACUCCUACACCCUGUUCGACGACGACACCGACAUUUCUCUCACCUCCGUCACGGACGUCAUGCCUGCCACAACUACAAUCCCCCGGAAGAACGGCGCUCUACAGAUCGGGAGUGGAGACUGCACCAGUCAAGGAUUCUCUGGAUUUGUUGGAUCCAUCUUGAGGAGUGGAAUUCGAAGCUGCGGCAGAGAUUCCUGACGGAAAAGUGUUAAUGUACUCGAAGGAAAUGCGUGACCAUGGACGCUGUGACGUACAUGUACAGAACCAUAUUCACAUCAGUGACUUUCAUUUUUUAUGUUACCAUGCUCUUUGCCG
This is a messenger RNA of Haliotis rubra (blacklip abalone), 1018 nucleotides long. RefSeq lists its product as uncharacterized. The record is from RefSeq and is a predicted model, not a curated record. The coding region runs from base 8 to 901 and encodes 297 amino acids. NCBI's taxonomy places the organism in Eukaryota, Metazoa, Mollusca, Gastropoda, Lepetellida, Haliotidae. The transcript is spliced from 6 exons.